CGGGUCGGGUUAUUGUUCUGUCGGACCUUGUUUUCUUAUCUAGACGAUGAUGAACACUGCACAAUGACAGACAGAGCAGGUCUUCUUCAUAAGAGUUUCCUCUCUCUCCGUCUUUUCUUGGAAGAUAAAUUAACAGUUAAAGAUGAUGUUAUCAGUGGCUACACUGAAUUGGGUUCCUGGGUUUUCUUCGAAGAAGCAAUUUUGUUCACCCAAAAUUGUUUCCUUUACAAAGGGGCAGUCUUUUUCUCGACCUUCUAAUGUCUCAGUAAUCGAACCCAGAAGAAAUCUUGGCGUUUUUUCUACCUCAGCAGAGGCUGCCGUAAGUUUUGCCGAAGAAACAUCGACCCAUGAUUCUAUUUCCUCAGAUUCUCUUCAAAAAGAGAAGCUCAGAGUGGUGGUUAAGCCACUGGAGAAACCUAGGUUAGUGUUGAAGUUUAUUUGGAUGGAGAAGAACAUUGGAAUUUCACUAGACCAGGUAAUUCCUGGUCAUGGCACGAUUCCGUUGAGCCCUUAUUAUUUUUGGCCUAGAAAAGAUGCCUGGGAGGAACUUAAAGUCAUGCUGGAGAGUAAACCCUGGAUAUCCCAGAAACAGACGAUUAUUCUUCUUAAUCAGGCCACGGAUAUCAUCAAUUUGUGGCAACAGAGUGGUGGUGAUUUAGCCUAAGCCUUCAUAGAACAAGAUUUAUCGUGCUGCCACUGUACUUCGUCUUUUUUUUUUUUUGGCUAUCAUGCCUAUUAUGUGGCACAUGUUGUUGCAACUUUUUUCACUUGGAAGGUCAGUUAAGCUUACUCAA
Molecule: messenger RNA, 794 nt
Organism: Solanum dulcamara
Lineage: Eukaryota; Viridiplantae; Streptophyta; Magnoliopsida; Solanales; Solanaceae
Product: 30S ribosomal protein 3, chloroplastic-like
Exons: 2
Coding region: 143-664 (173 amino acids)
Biological process (GO): translation
Cellular component (GO): ribosome
Molecular function (GO): structural constituent of ribosome
Source: RefSeq, a predicted model, not a curated record